CUCAGCGAGGAAGAGGGGGAAAGAGAGCUGAGAGACAGGGAGUGCAAAGAAGGGCAGCUUUGCACCAUGGAGCUAAUAGUGUUUCUCAAUGCAGUCAUUACGAGACUCCUCUUCAUGCUGCACUCUUUGGUGGGGGUUUGGAGAGUCACGGUCAUUAAGAAGGACAGCAUGUAUUGGCUUUUGGCUCUCGUCAACCUCCUUUUGUGCCUUGAGAUGGUGCUGACGUUGAAAUUUAAGAAGGGCAGAGGUUUGAAAUGGUUUUCACCUCCAAUAUUCUGCUACCUGAUAAGUAUUGUUCCAUCUCUUUGGCUUCUGGAAAUAAACUACGAUUCCGAGCCUUGUAGUAAAAAUAAAUCAUUGGAGAAUCUCCCAAUACUACAGUAUAACUUUACUUUGGCCGGAGACACGGACACUGUUGUUAGAAAGGCCGUGGCCAUAAUCAGUGCCAUUUGUGAAACCGUUUGGACCCUUGGCCUCCACCAAACAUUCCUGCUGCUUCUGAUAAUUGGUAAAUGGCUCCUUCCCAUUGGGGCAGGGACGACACGGGAUCAGCUUUCUCAGCUGCUUCUCAUGUUUGUGGGCACUGCCGCUGAUAUCUUGGAAUUCACCAGCGAGACUCUAGAACAAGACAAUGUAAGAAAUAAUGUGAUCCUGGUUUAUUCUAUCCUUGCUGUCUGGACAUGGAGUAUGCUGCAGUUCCCUCUGGACCUUGCGGUGCAGAACAUUGCGUGCCAACCAGCUACAUUAACGAAGAACCCACUGAACAUGCUGGUCUGUAGAUAUAGCGCCGACCUGUGGAAUAUAGGAAUAAGCCUGCUGAUACAGGACGGCCCUUUCCUCGUCUCCAGAUUGAUACUCAUGGCCUACUUCAAUGUCAUAAACCAGAUGUUGGUGUUUUUCACGGCUAAGAAUAUUUUGGUAGUGAUGUUGCAGCUUUAUCGACUCGUAGUCCUGGUGAUCGACUUCCGCUCGUCCAUGGAAAUGCAGAUAGACAAGAAGAAAGGAGGGGAAACCUACUGUCCAUGUUCAUCAACUGACGAAGAGGGGAAUAGACCCGUGAGCGGAGCUGAUGUAGAAACAAAGAGUUUGGAAAGCAGCACUGUUAUCGCUCUGGAGGAUUCUGAAGGUGGAAGUCUAUGAAGCCUACGUUGGGUGCCACGUUCACAAUCUGACUAUGUCUGAAUACCAAAGGGAUGAUAGAUUUGUGUUCAGGGAUGGACCAGAGUAUCAGAGGCUCUCAAGGUGGGCCCAAGCAGUAAUGGACUCUGGCAAAGGACUAUUCCCUUCAGGCCUUUAGAACUUCUUAACACCUAUACGAUUUAACACUAGCCAUAUCUAAUUGUGAGAGCCGUCCCAAGAUGUUUGCUUGUCUGGUGGACCCGAGGUGACCCUCUCUGGCAAGGAUGUCCAACCUGGGGUUCUACAGGUGUUGGUUGGGCAUCCCUGAAUGACAUACACAUAUAUUUUUUACAUAGACUGGGGCAGCUAUAUGCAUCAUUUCGACCCUGAGCAGCAAGAGGCAUUUAUGUUACAGUGGGUCAACAGUGUGCCCAACGCAAGACCAAAAAGUUGUGGAUCCCCUUAUUUUUGAUUUAUACAACUGACAUAAUUAGCUGUUAUUGUUAGAUUUAAAAGUCACAAAUACAUAAAAAACAAAGUACUGUAUAAAUAUAAAAAUAAUAAAAUCUUGUUUUUAAA
Messenger RNA from Xenopus tropicalis (tropical clawed frog), 1698 nucleotides. It is a transcript of the gene tmem26, whose product is annotated as transmembrane protein 26. The coding region runs from base 67 to 1140 and encodes 357 amino acids. The record is from RefSeq and is marked provisional. The transcript has 6 exons. Lineage: Eukaryota; Metazoa; Chordata; Amphibia; Anura; Pipidae.